UGUGAGGGUGGAGGAAAGCAGAACGGGGCGCAGUGGUCUGGCGAGAGGAAGUGCGCGAGGUCUCGGCUCUUACUGCGCGGCCGCUAGCGGGCGGGGCAGCCAGGUGAGCCCGAGAUGCUGCUGCGCUUCAAGCCCGGGCUGCCGUUUCCGCCGCCGCUGCUGCUUCUCCUGGGGCCGCUCGGUCCCGUCUCCCCGAUCGUCUUGGCGGGACCGGCGCUGGCCGAAGACGUAGUGGAGCUGGACUUCUCCACGGAGCAGCCGGUGCACCUGGUGAGCCCCGCGUUCCUUUCCUUCACCAUCGACGCCAACCUAGCCACGGACCCGCGGUUCCUCACCUUCCUGGGUUCUCCAAAGCUUCGUACUUUGGCCAGAGGCUUGUCUCCUGCAUACCUGAGAUUUGGCGGCACCAAGACAGACUUCCUAACUUUUGAUCCAAAGAAGGAACCAACCUUUGAAGAGAGAAGUUACUGGCAAUCUCAAGUGAACCAGGAUAUUUGCAAAUCUGGAUCCAUCCCUUCUGAAGUGGAGAAGAGAUUACAGUUGGAAUGGCCCUUCCAGGAGCAACUGCUACUCAGAGAGCAGUAUCAGAAAAAGUUCAGGAACGGCACAUACACAAGAAGCUCAGUGGAUAUGCUGUAUAGUUUUGCAAAUUGCUCAGGACUGGACCUGAUCUUUGGCCUAAAUGCAUUACUAAGAACAGCAGAUAUGCAAUGGAACAGCUCUAAUGCUCAGUUGCUCCUGGAUUACUGUUCUUCCAGGAGGUAUAACAUUUCUUGGGAACUAGGCAAUGAACCUAACAGCUUCCGGAAGAAGGCUGGUAUUUACAUCGAUGGAUUCCAGUUAGGAGAAGAUUUUACUGAGUUGCAUAAACUCCUAGGAAAGUCCACUUUCAAAAAUUCUAAACUCUAUGGUCCUGAUGUUGGUCAGCCUCGAGGAAAGACUGUUAAGCUGCUGAGGAGUUUCCUUCAGGCUGGGGGAGAAGUGAUUGAUUCAGUUACAUGGCAUCACUACUAUUUGAAUGGACGUAUUGCUACCAAAGAAGAUUUUCUAAACACUGAUGUACUGGACACUUUUAUUUUAUCUGUGCAAAAAAUUUUCCAGGUUGUUGAGGAGACCAGACCCCUCAAGAAGGUCUGGUUAGGAGAAACGAGCUCGGCAUACGGUGGUGGGGCGCCCUUGCUGUCCAACACCUUUGCGGCUGGCUUUAUGUGGCUGGAUAAAUUGGGCCUGUCGGCCAGAAUGGGCAUAGAAGUGGUGAUGAGGCAAGUCUUGUUUGGAGCCGGAAACUACCACUUAGUGGAUGCAAACUUUGAACCUUUACCUGAUUAUUGGCUAUCUCUUCUGUUCAAAAAACUUGUGGGCACCACUGUGUUAAUGGCAAGUGUAAAAGGUCCAGAAAGAACAAAACUUCGAGUAUAUCUUCAUUGCACAAAUCUCAACCAUCCAAAGUAUAAAGAAGGAGAUUUAACUCUGUAUGCCUUAAACCUUCAUAAUGUCACCAAGCGUUUGCAGUUACCAUAUCAUUUAUUUGACAAGCAAGUGGACAAAUAUCUUGUCAAACCUUCAGGUCCUGAUGGAUUAUUUUCCAAAUCUGUUCAGCUCAAUGGCCAAACUCUGAAGAUGGUGGAUGAUAAAACUCUGCCAGCGUUGACAGAAAAACCUCUCCGCCCAGGAAGUUCACUGGGCUUGCCAGCUUUCUCAUAUGGGUUUUUUGUGAUAAGAAAUGCCAAAGUUGCUGCUUGCAUCUGAAAGUGAAAGGCAUACACUAGCCCUGAGAUUGAAUUUAUCAAAUGUACUGAUUAAGAAUAAAGCAAAACUCUAGCUGUAGAAAGGCAAGCACACAUUACAAAUCAACUCAUGGGAGCUUCAGCGAUGCUAGGACACGCUUAGUCCUACAUUUGGUACAGUAUUUUGAUCUCUGUAAGCAGACUACUGCUAAUAAUAAUAACUUGAAAUCCCUUGUGCCAAGCAUGGUGCUUAGAACUUUGCAUGCACUGUUUUUAUUUACGGUUAUUAGAAAUGAGUAUGAAUACUCCCAAUCGCACACCAUCUGUAGCAAUUACUUGAGCUAUAGCCAAGAGGCAAGUAAAUGAAGGAAAUAUCAUUAGUUUUAAGAAAGUGCUUUGUUGUUUUUAUUUUUAAAACAGUUAUAAGAAGAUCAUUGCAUUCUUUCCUUCAUACACCCUCUCUAUGGUCUCCCACUGGAAAAUGUUUAUUGCCACAGCCUUCAAACUGGUUAUGUAAGAGAGACUCUCUUUGUACCUUAGGGAGAGAGCUGAAAUUCAACUGCUGCUUCUCUGCCCUCUGUCCUGUUUGUCUUUGUCAGCAUUAAUAUGUGAGAGGACAGAUAACUGGUUAGAUGCUAACUAUUAAUGAAAAUUCAGAGGGAAGAGAUUAUGUAAACUCCAAGUGAAACUUUUAAAUGACUUAAUUAUAUUGCUUUACCAAGAGCAGAAAAUUUAGAAAAUAUCGAAUACCAAUAAAUUAUAACCAUCUGUUAAGUUUCACUUUAAUCUAUCUUUAGUUAUUGUUUUAAUUGGGAAGUUUUGGGCUGCAAGUAACAGAACCCUGAUUCAAAGUGGCUUAAGUAAGAGGAAAUUUAUAACUGCACAUAAGAAGAAACUCAAGUAGGUGGACUUUAUCAGCUCAGUUAUGUCACCAAGGACCAAUUUUUCUAUCUCUGCUCUAUCAUUUUUAGUGCUUGCUUUAUUCACAAGCUGGGAACAUGAUAGUUGUUACCUCUUCCAAGAUGUGGCAGCAGCCAGAGAAAGAAGAUGGACAAUUUUUUUUGUCUCCUUCAUAGAUUUUGAAGAAGCCUCUCUCAGAGGUUCUUCUAGCAAACCUCUCUCAUGUCUCCUCAUGUCUUAUUGAUCAGGAAUGGGUCACACGGCCUUUCAUCCAAUCACUGGGAAGGCCAAUGAGAUUGUUAUAAUUGUCCCAGAGUAAUUAUUUAGAGUGGAGUCAGCGUUAGGGGGGGUGGGCUACAGCACUGACCACUACAGUUUUGUGCAUUUUAUCAGUGACAAAAUAUAUUUUCCUUGUUAGAAUCUUCUCUUUUAAUUUUGAAUAUUGUCUCAAUUAAAUUUAAGUGCAUUUUUAAGGAGCUAAAGUUGGAGCUUAAAAUUUGGAUGCUUCAGUAUCCUCAAAUUUUAUAUGCAAGUAGUUUUUAUAUUUUCACAUUUGAAAUAAAGUAAUUUUUACAACCUUAA
Molecule: messenger RNA, 3209 nt
Organism: Choloepus didactylus (southern two-toed sloth)
Lineage: Eukaryota; Metazoa; Chordata; Mammalia; Pilosa; Megalonychidae
Gene: HPSE
Product: heparanase
Exons: 12
Coding region: 115-1749 (544 amino acids)
Cellular component (GO): membrane; extracellular matrix
Molecular function (GO): hydrolase activity, acting on glycosyl bonds
Source: RefSeq, a predicted model, not a curated record